AUGCCGCCGCCGCCGCUGCUCGUCCUUUACGGCUCCCAGACGGGCAACGCCCAGGACGUGGCGGAGCGCCUGGGCCGGGAGGCCCGAUGCCGGGGGCUGGUCCCGCGCGUCAUGCCCAUGGACGCCUACCCCGUGGCCGGCCUGCCCGGCGAGCGCCUGGUGGCCUUCGUGGCGGCCACGGCGGGCCAGGGCGUGCCGCCGGACAACAUGACCGCUUUCUGGAAGUUUCUGCUGCGGAAGAGCCUGCCCGCGGAUUCGCUGGCGGGGGUGGCCGUAGCGGCAUUCGGCCUGGGGGACUCGGGGUACCUCAAGUACAACGCCGUGGCCAAGAGGCUGGCGAACAGGCUGGCAGGACUGGGUGCAGAGCCAUUGGUGGAGAAGGGGCUUGGGGACGACCAGGCGAGGGCGGGGUACGAGGCGGCGCUUGACCCAUGGCUAGAAGCUUUCUGGAGGGCUGUGGAGGUGAGGUUCGGGGUGCAAGCCAUGGAGGGUGUGGUAGGCUCCCUGGACAUGCCCAAGUUCAGUGUCACGUUUCUGGAAGAGGGGCCGAGACGCUCACAGGCGGGUAUGACGGCCAUGGAAGAAGCCGCCGGGGCGGCGGCCGCGUUCCACAGAGUGGCCGACGCCGCCGCCGGUCUGCCCGCUCCCGCCGACGACCCGAGACUCGCCGCCGCCGGGCCCCACGCGUUCGGCCCCGGCCGGCCGUACAUGGCCAGGAUGCUGAAGAACGAGCGCCUGACGUCCCCCAGCCACUUCCAGGACGUCCGGCACAUCGAGUUCGACCUGGGGGACUCUUCCCUUACCUACUCACCCGGCGAUCUGUUGGUCAUCCUCCCCGAGACGCCCUCCUCCGCGGUGGACGCCUUCCUGGAACGCGCCGGCCUGGACGGCGAUCGCUGGGUGUCCGUCCGGCCCGCGGGCGUCGGGGCCCAAGCGGAGGCGCCGGGGGGCCCGCAGGCCCAGGUUAGGAUCCGUGCGCUGGUCCAGGGGGCCCUGGAUGUGCACGGCGCCUCCCCCAGACGGUACUUCUUCGACGUGCUGCGCCGCUUCACGGCCGCCCAGCACGAGGCUGACCGGCUGGCCUACUUCGCGUCCGCGGAGGGCCGCGACGAUCUACAUUUGUACUGCUCCGGCGAAGGCCGCACUGUACUGGAAGUACUAGGCGAUUUUAAGUCCUCGUCGCCGCCAUUGGAGUGGCUGCUGCAGUGCGUGCCCGCUAAGCGCCCCCGUCAGUUCUCGAUCUCCUCCUCGCCCACCGCCCACCCGCGGGCGGCCCACAUCACCGCCGCGAUCGUGGAGUGGAGGACGCCCUUCGGGCGGACCAAGCGCGGCCUGUGCACGGCGGCGCUGGCGGCCAUGGAGCCGGGGAGACGCGACGACCGGGUGCCGGUGUGGAUCGAGGCGGGGGCCAUGCGGAUGCCGCCGAACGACGGGACGCCGAUGGUGCUGAUCGGGCCAGGAACGGGCGUGGCGCCGUUCCGGUCCUUCCUGCAGGAGCGCAUGGAGCGUGCCCGUGGGAGAGCAGAUCACCAUUCCCGGCCGACGGGGCCCAGGGGACCGUCACCUGAAUCGACGGGCCCCAAGGAACAAGCGAUUGAAUCUGCGGGCCCCAAGGAAGCGGCGAUUGAAUCGACAAGCCUCAAAGAACGCGAUUCAAAAUCACUCCCGGUUGCGCCGAGUUGGCUGCUGUUCGGCUGCCGGAACGAGGCUGGGGACUUCCUGUACCGAGGGGAGUGGGAGGCGCUCAGGCGGGCGGGCGUUCUGGAUGGCAUCAUCACAGCCUUCUCUCGCGACCAGCCGAGCAAGGUUUAUGUGACCCACAGGAUACGGGAGCGGGGGGCGCUGAUCUGGCGCCUGAUCGGGGAGGCGGGGGCGGUGGUGUACGUGUCUGGGUCAGCGCGCAAGAUGCCAGCGGACGUGAUGAGCGCGAUCGAGGCUGUGGUGGCGGAGCACACUGGCAGGUCGACAGAGUCUGCCAAGAGGUUCGUGAAAGCGAUGGAGGCCAGCGGGCGGUACGUCGUUGAGUCCUGGUCCUGA
Ostreobium quekettii is the source of this 2037-nucleotide messenger RNA. The record is from the annotation of a GenBank genome assembly. Lineage: Eukaryota; Viridiplantae; Chlorophyta; Ulvophyceae; Bryopsidales; Ostreobiaceae.